Messenger RNA from Xenopus tropicalis (tropical clawed frog), 1909 nucleotides. RefSeq names its product oxidative stress induced growth inhibitor 1 (gene osgin1). Bases 124 to 1593 code for a protein of 489 amino acids. Gene Ontology annotation, cellular component: midbody. Gene Ontology annotation, biological process: signal transduction. The transcript has 6 exons. The record is from RefSeq and is a predicted model, not a curated record. Lineage: Eukaryota; Metazoa; Chordata; Amphibia; Anura; Pipidae.
UUAACCAGCCAGUCUGAUCACUGCACAUGCAUAGAAGGUUGAAGUUUUUUUUUAGCAGCAGACAUCUGCCUGAAUAUCAGUUGCCCACUGGAUACUUCUUCUGCACUGCAUUUUUGACUUGUGAUGGGCUCGGUGCCUGAGAUGUCAGUGUUUUCUACAAGUGAGAGUGUUCCUAUUCCAGUGGUCAUAAUAGGUAAUGGCCCCUCAGGAAUAUGUAUGUCUUACUUGCUGUCUGGUUAUACUCCUUAUGUGAAAGAAGGAGCUGUACAUCCAAACAUACUGCUGCAAGGAAAGCUGGAGGAAUGCCCUCAAGUUCCCAUUACAGAGCAGGACCUUGAAUAUCUGUCAGAAGGUAUAGCGGGACGGUCAAACAGCCCAGUUGCUCUCCUUUUUGAUACACUACUCAGACCUGAUACUGAUUUCCUAGGAGAUGUAGACUCAGUGCUGAGCUGGAAGUUGGAGCACCACAGAGUAAUCCGUCACCUGGUGCUGGGAAGAGACCCACCUGGGGGUGCAUGGAAUGCUAUUGAGGGAUCUAUGUUUACGCUUAGCCAUAGAGAAUGGAUGGGACUUCCUGAUUUCCCUUUCAAGGACUGGACAAGGAUGAAAAGGAGGAAUGUUAGAAAUGAUAGGUCCACUGCAGGUGACAUUCUAAAUUAUUACCAAUAUUAUGUGAAAAAGAAGAAUCUUGAGGCCAAUUUCCUCUCCGGAACUGUUGUUACCUCUGUGGAAGGCAUUGACGAAGGAGCUCAAAAUCCCUUUGAAAAAGACAUUUUACAUAGAGAAACUGAGCACAGUGCACACAAAGGAAAACUCUUCCGAGUAAGUGGGUUUUUAAAAGAUGGCUGUGGUUCCAAGCAGACAUUCUCAUUAUAUGCAGAGAAUGUUGUUCUUGCAACAGGAACAUAUGAUAACCCUUCCUGGUUGGGGGUCCAGGGAGAAGACCUUCCAUUUGUAUUCCACCAGAUCUCUGCUUUAGAGGAGGCUAUUAAAAUGCAUCAUAUUCAACCACGUUCAGACCCAGUGCUAAUCAUAGGUGCAGGGCUCACUGCAGCAGAUGCUGUUCUCCUAGCACAUCACUACAAUCUACCUGUGAUCCAUGCCUUCCGUAGACGUGUCAGCGAUCCAGCACUUAUCUUCAACCAGCUGCCACAGGUCAUGUACCCAGAAUACCACAAAGUACAUCAGAUGAUGAAAGAGCAGUCUGUUUUUGAAGGAGGACCCUAUGCAGGUUACAUAAGUCUCCCUGAACAUCACAUUGUAAGCUUCCAUUGUGACAAAAAAUGCACUUUUCGUGACAAGCAAGGACAGAGAAAAGUGCUUAGUAUAUCAAUGGUCCUCAUUCUAAUUGGUUCCAACCCCAACUUGUGUUUCCUACCAACAAAUGGAACCUACCUAGCCAUGGAUACGGCACAGCCAGUUAAUUCCAAGAGUAAUCCCAUGGAUAUUGACCCAUUCACCUAUGAGUGUAUCCAGGAGAAGGGACUUUAUGCUUUGGGCCCUCUUGCUGGUGACUAUUUUGUACGCUUUGUGCAAGGAGGAGCUUUAGCAGCUGCUAGGUCACUGUUAAAAUCUAACAAAAGGCCUCCCUAAUCCAUGAAGACUGUUUUAUGCUUUAUCUAUAAGGAGUGCAACAUGGAGUGGAAAUUCCAGUGCAGAAUGUAUUCUUUCUUUUAUUAUCAUUGUUGGCCGAACCAAGUUACUGGGGAAAUUCUACAGCACAGGACAGUAACCCCCUCAACACUGCAUCAUCAUUCCAUCUUAGGGCCAGAGUUUCUGUCACUAAAUUACAUUUUUAGGUUGUUUAUAUCUGCAAGAUGAGAGAAUAAGUUGUUGUUUACAAAACCUAAUAAUUUAUUGUUAAUACUUGUCUGCUGUAAAAAAAGUAAAUUGAUUUUUUUAAGUGUAA